AUGGCGUCUUCAAAUGAUGUUUUACAAAGUGCGAUGAAAUCAGCGUCGUAUAAUGUCCUCCUACAAAUUUCACUGCGGGUUGUUACUUUUCUUAUGAAUGCUUUCAUUUUGAGGUUUAUAUCUCGUGAAACCCUUGGCCUUGUGAACGUCAGAUUGACCUUGCUUUAUACGACUAUUUUAUUCUUGGCUCGGGAAGCGUUCAGGAAAACGUGUUUGAGUCAUUCUGCAAAAAGCAAGGAAACAAAAUGGGAUCAAAUUAUUAACCUUGUAUGGCUUACCGUGCCUUUGGGAGUUCUUGCCUCUAUUAUUUUUGGAUUUAUUUGGUUGAACUGGCUGGAAACGCCGCCAGUUGGGCUAGCUAAAGAUUAUUCUAUCAGUGUUUUGUGUUUUGCAUUUUGUGCUGUACUGGAAUUAAUGGCUGAACCUCUUUGGAUUGUGUUUCAAUGCCAUUUGUUUGUACGUCUCAAAGUGGUAAUUGAAGGCUUAGCUGUGCUGUUCCGUUGUAUAACAGCAGUCCUACUUGUGUAUUUCAUUCCAUCAUUGGGCCUCCUUGCAUUCUGCUUUGCUCAGCUUAUGCAGUCAUUAACAUAUUUUUUACUGUACUAUGUUUACUUUUCUCACUUCAUUGCUGUUAAUACACCAAAAAAUGACAAAGAAUUUCCAUUACAAACAUUUAACCACAUUUUGCCCACACGUCAAUCAGUGAAUAAUCCAUUGGUGAAUUUUGAAUUGCUCUCAUUGACCUGGAGUUUUUUCAAGCAAUCUUUACUGAAGCAAAUCCUUACUGAAGGGGAACGAUAUGUAAUGACUUUUUUCAAUGCAUUAACCCUUGCCCAGCAAGGUGUUUAUGAUGUGAUCAAUAACCUUGGAUCACUAGCAGCGAGAUUUAUAUUCCUCCCUGUGGAAGAGAGUUAUUAUCUAUUUUUCAGUCAGACACUGGUCCGAGAUAAACCUGCAUCUAAGCAACCCCAAGAAAAUUUGUAUCUUGCAGCAGUCACUUUGGAGUCUGUAUUGAAAUUUGUUUUGUUGAUUGGGAUGACAAUUGUCAUAUUUGGUUAUUCAUAUUCAUUACUUGCCUUGGAUAUUUAUGGAGGCUCAAUUUUGAGUUUAGGAGAAGGUAUGAACAUCACAAUUAUAUAAAGACUGGACUAAUGUAAUGAGAAUAACAAAAUAGAGUGCAAAAGGUGCAUUGUGGAUAAGGUAUAUUGUGGCUAAAUCAUUAAAUGGGUUAUGAAAAUAUAAAUGUCCAAUGCAUAUUAACCCCCCCCCCCCCAAUUCAGACCAUUUGGAUACACUGUAGAGUUGAGUAAAUUAUGGGUCAAUGGAAAACCAUUAUUUUUAAAUAAUAUCUUAAAAGAGAUGUAUAUACAGAAUUUCUUAAGGAUUAUAAUAUUAUGUAUUAAUUAAACACCUCUCUGUAUUAGGCUCUGAAUUGGGUCGUUCCAGAAAAGAUCCAUACUCCCCCCACGGAGGAAAUUUCUGCCGUCCAGAGGGGGAGGGGAGAAAAAAAAUUGUUUCUGAUAAUAGUAAAUGUAUUAGGACAUCCAAAGGGGUAGGGUGGUUAACUUCCUAUUUCCUUCGUGGGGGUGGUAUGGAUGUUUUCUGGAAUGACCCAUUUCUUAAGAAUUUUGAUACAUGUUCUUAAUAAAAGAGAAUUGAUUAUAAAUACAUUUUCAGGUCCAACACAAUUAAGGUGGCAUUGUUUCUACAUACUUAUAAUUGCUGUGAAUGGGAUAACAGAAUGCUUUAUGUUUGCAACCAUGAGUCAAACAGCUGUUGAUAAAUACAAUCAAAAGAUGGUGGUAUUUUCAAUCAUUUUUCUCUUGUCAUCAUGGUUUCUUACACACUUUGGAGCUGUUGGUUUUAUUUUUGCAAACUGUUUGAAUAUGAUACUACGAAUAAUUCACAGGUUGGUUUCUUUCUUGUUUAAUUUAUUAUAUCAUUGACAGUAUUGCUAUCAGUGGCGGACACUGGGGGGGGGGGGGCGGGCAGGGGCGGGCUCCCCAAUAAUUUUGAAAGACUGUAAAAAUCUUGUAUCACACUCAUAUAAUGUAAUUGUCAUAUUAAAUAAUAACUAUUUGAUAAAACUUAAGCUAAAAAACUAUGCAAUAUACCAAACAAUAUACUAAUAUAUUUUUUUCUGUACUGUACAUGUCACAACAUACACAUUUUAUACAUUAUUUUUGAUGAACACUAGGGGGUCAACUUUUUGCAACAGACACUUCUUUUAAAUGUCAUUGUCGAUUUUUUGUUGUUUUUGAAGCUUAUACUAUUGUUUAGCGGUGAAAUUUCCUGCUCCAUGAUAAUAUUUGAAUGCGUAUUAUUAAACUAUUAUGCUGAAAAACAAUGGAUUAUGGAUAAUUCAAUUGACAUUCCAAUUUGUGAUUUUAUGUUAACGAAACAAAAGCGUGCACAGCAAAUAGAUUUCAUGGAUCCAGAUUUCUGGGAUCCAAAUUUUAAAAAUUUUCCGGGGGUCAUGCUCCGAACCCCCCUGGAAUUCUUGUGCCUUUGAGCCCCCCCCCCCCAACAUUUCAUAGAUUUUUUGUUGUUUUUGAAGCUUAUACUAUUGAUUAGUGUCGAAAUUUCCUGCUGCACAAUAAUAUUUCAAUUAACAUUCCAAUUUUAUGUUAACAAAAACAAAAUGUGCGCAGCGAUUAAAGUCACUUAGCGAAUAAAUUUUAAUUUUUACAUUGUCAUUGGCGUGUUAAUUAAAUUAAACCACCUCUCAAUUCCAUUCACAAGUGUAAAUAUUUUCUCUGAAAUGUUGGUUUUCUAUGCUUAGCAUGUGAUUUAUAACAAAACGCACCAUUAAAACAGUGUUUUGAAAAUCUAGUUUUUUACAAAAUGUGUUCUCAGAAUGCUGGAAAUGCCAUUUCCGGGGUAGAAAUUUUACCUAAUCAAUGUUGUGUAUGACAUCCAAACCAAAAAUUUUACUUUAAUUUAUUUACUUUAAAGAUAGGGUACAGUACAAGUCCGGUCUGCGCAUGCUCACAUAGGAGUCUCCUGCUGUGAUAUAAACACUUUAAUUAGUUUCUUGCAAAGCCUGAUUGUUGUAUCUUGAUCAUUUAUUAUGUCUAUUAUAUUGUAGAAGCAUGAAAAUAUAAAUAGUUGUCGAAUAAACAAGGCUUUGUUUACAUAUGGACUGUACCCUACCUUUAAUUUUUACUAUAAAAGACCCCUAAGUCUGAGAUUUGUAAUGCAUCAUUCCAAAGUCCCAAACUGAAACAAACGUGUGUCAACUAUGAAAAAGCUUUAUAGCUGUUCUACUCUGCUUUCGUAUUUAUAUACGAAAACAGAGUAGAACACCACACAUUCUCUUUUAGUUCUAAUAAUCAGCUGAGUUGUUGAGGAGCUCACAUCUUGUGGGUUGUACCAGUCCUAGACCAAUGCUCAUUCUCAUAUUUUAUUUGAUAGGCAUGAUUGAAUAAAUAACUUCUUGCAGCAAUAUGUUGUUCAUGUUAAUUCUUUCCAAUAUAAAUAUACAGUUUGUCAUCAAAGUCUUUGCAUAUCUGUGACGUCGCAUCGCUUUACUUAAUAAGCUGGCUCUAGGCUUUACUAAGUUAAAGCGCUUAUCCGUAUAUAGACAGAUCAAUGAGAUAAAGUCUAAGAAUUUAUUUCAAUAUUUCUCAUAUGCAUAUCAGUAAAUAAAGAUUAACUGUUCUUGGAUGGUCAUGGUUAGCCAGAAGGUUCUCGUAUCGUCCACCCUAUUGUUCUUGCUCGAAUAGUGAGAUUUGUCUAAAUCAACGGGUUAGUGAGGUUCAGAUUUGACUGUACCGCUACAAUUAAGGGACCAUUAGCCAAUCAGAUGCGUUUGAUAUAUCCGAUCAACCAAUCAAUAGUGGAAGUAAAAUAUGAACCUCUAUAAUAAUGGGGCGGAAGAUACGAGAACCUCUGGCAACCAGGGUAGGUGAGCCAAUAAAGAAAAUGUACGGACAUAAUGAAACAAAUCAUGUAAAUAAUUAACUGCAAAAUACGUUACUCCACAGUUUCAAUGCAAUGAUCAUUGUCCGUGAUAUACUGUACACUGAAAAAAAAUAUCGUGUAUAUAUAUAUAUAUAUAUAUAUAACAUAUAUAUAUAGCAACAUAUACCAUUUUUAAGAUUAAAUAAAUAAUAUAUAUAUAUAUAUAUAUAUUAAUACCGUACAGACAGUUAUGCUAAAACCGUUUCUGUUUAUUUUUACUUUUAGUAUAAUUUAUAUCAAAGAAUAUUUUCACGAUACCAAACUAACACCAUUACAAGGACUUCUACCAUCUAAACCAGUGAUCGUGGCUUAUGUCCUGGCGUAUAUUCUAACAUCAAGCUCAGAAGCAAUGUUUUGUUGUUCGUAUGGAUGGUUUUGGCGAGUGUGUCACAUAGCGAAUGGUGGGUUGUGCCUCUCAGCCGUUGCUUUGACAAUAUACUUAACUGAAGAAAAUCUUUUGCAAUUUGUAAAGAAACAACUAUUUCCUAAACUUCGCACGAAAAUGGAAUAAUAAAAGUUAUCUUGGUUUGGUGACUUUCUCACAGUCAGCCGUUUGUGUUUACUAGCCAAUGUUCAAACAAUUUGACUGAAGAAAUUCUUGUACACUUUGUAAAUACACAAUUAGAUAGAUUUUACCU
Messenger RNA from Paramuricea clavata, 4601 nucleotides. The record is from the annotation of a GenBank genome assembly. NCBI's taxonomy places the organism in Eukaryota, Metazoa, Cnidaria, Anthozoa, Malacalcyonacea, Plexauridae.